GCCAGGGGUCGGAGCCGUGGGGGACAGAAGCUGGAGCCCGUGCAGCCGCGGCCCCUUUAAGGAGCCGCUCUGCGGUAACCCGAGACCGCAGUCCGGGCGGGCGCGGCGGCCGCGGCAGCAUCUGAAGCCUCGGCGACUGCUCCUCCAAGCGGCCCGGAGCCCGCGGCUUCCCUGGCUCCCGCGAGUAUCUCGCCGGGUGGCUCUGGCCGGCGCCAGCCUUCGGGCCGGGCCGGAUGACCAGGAGCCUGUAACCACCGCCGCCCACUCCCGGCCCGGCGCUGUCGCCGCCCGCGCCCGAGUCGCCCCGGGACCCGGCACAGCUGCUCUUCUCCAGAACAGCUAGUUUCCCAGCCUUCUGCCAGCUGCCAGCCACAUGUAGAGGUCGAAGAAUAUGGAUACCAACACCAAACUGGUCAUCAGCACACUUUGUACCAGCUUUUUCACCUUUCAGCUUCUUUUCCACUUUGUAAGUUAUUGGUUUUCAGCAAAAGUUUCUCCAGGUUUUAAUAAUCUCAGCUUUGAAAAGAAGAUUGAAUGGAACUCAAGGAUAGUAUCUACAUGCCAUUCUUUGCUGGUUGGGAUUUUUGGCCUAUACAUUUUCUUCUUUGAUGAGGCUACCAUAGCAGAUCCACUUUGGGGUCAGUCAUCACUUGCAACCAUGAAUAUUGCUACUGCUUCAGGCUACCUCAUUUCUGAUUUGUUGAUUCUCAUUUUGUAUUGGAAAGUGAUUGGUGACAAAUAUUUUAUAAUUCACCAUUGUGCGGCGCUGUAUGCAUACUACUUUGUAAUGAAAGAGGGAGUGCUGGCAUAUAUUGCGAAUUUCCGACUGCUUGCAGAGCUUUCCAGCCCUUUCGUAAAUCAGCGGUGGUUCUUUGAAGCUCUGAAGUAUCCUAAGUUUUCUAAAGCUAACGUCAUCAAUGGGAUUCUCAUGACGGUGGUAUUCUUUGUCGUGCGGAUAGUAGCAAUACCUCCUUUGUAUGGCUUCAUGUAUUCCGUGUAUGGAACAGAACCCUACAGAAGUCUUGGAUUUUUAAUCCAGUGUUCCUGGAUCUCAACUUGUGUUGUUUUGGAUGUGAUGAAUGUCAUGUGGAUGAUCAAAAUUUCAAAAGGGUGCAUGAAAGUCAUCUCUCUCAUCAGACAAGAGAAAGCCAACAAUAGUCUUCAGAAUGGAAAAGUUGACUAAAGGUGUGAUUUUUCAAACACCUUCAUUUAGAUAAGCAAUCCUCAUUGCUACCCAGCAUUAUACCUACUACUAGGAUGAAAUCUUGGCAUGUUCUUGUGCUUUGUUAUUAAUUAUAAUUGUUAUUCAGGGUUUCAGUGUCAUUUUUUUUUUUUUUUACCUUUAGAAAAAAGAAACUAAAAUUUAGUUUUCAUUCCAAGAUUUCCUCUUUUCUUCUGCAUUAUAGGCAUGGAUAAAAUCUUAAAGGUUUAAAUAAAAAUUGUAAAUGUAGCGGUGAAUUUUUCUAGAAAUCUCUCAGCCUGCACUGGUAUUUUUCUAUGUGGAAAGAUGACUGUGAUGAUUUGGCACACUUGAUGUGUCACCAGUUUUGCAGAAAGGAUGGAAACUACUUUGAAAUCUGUAAAUAGCACUCAACAUUUUGUUAUGCUGCACUCUCUUCUCAUGUCAACACCUAUAUGGGGUUUAAUUUCUAAAUUGUUGACAUGUUCUUUUCCUAGGUUAUUAGAAAUGACUUUUUUCAUUUCAGAUAUACAUUCAUCUAUUAAUGAUGAAGGAUUUUACUCACUUUGGUAAUAUUUCAUUAGUUUAGUUAUGGAAAAUACUUCUGCAUUUUACAGUUUUUUAGAUGUCACUUCUAUUUUUAGUAUUUUAUCAAAUUAUUUCUUAUUUUAUAGUAAGGCUUAAGACAGACAUUUUGAACCUCCUUAGAGGAUGAAUUUCCUCUUCUAAAAAUGCAUGUUGGUACAUGACCACUUAGGCUGAUAGGAGGAAUAAUUAAGAGAAAAGUUUUAAGAUUGCUGUUUGUCUGCUUCCCUUGCAUUUUUUCUAUGAAAAUUAUGUUAUUUCUAUUUGCAAAUCUCCCCAAUUUCAGAAUCCAACAUCACCAUACCAAUUUUAUGCAGUAUGGAUCUAUCCUACACCUUCAAUAAGCCUCUUGUUGUUGAGACCGAAACUACCAAAAAAAAAAAAAAAUCAGUAUUUAUAUCUUUUUUUUUUUUUUUUUUUUUUUUUUUGCAGUGCUGGGGAUUGAACCCAGAGCCCUAUGCUUUUAAGGCAAGCACUUUACCAACUGAUCUAUCUUCCCAGUCCAGUAUUUAUAUCUUACUCACAAUUUACUCUCAUGCUUGCUUAGCAUUUUGAGUGUUUUGAAUUUUUCUUAAAGAGCAGGAGGGAAAUUAGGUAAUUUAAUUCAAAUUCAAGCAUUGCUUUUCAAAAUUAUUGUCUUAUGUGAAGAUAAAUGACUUUUUUUGUGUGUGUAUGUGUUCACUUUGUUUCAUGCAAUCCAAAUAUAGAAUUAUAUAUUUAGUUCUUAAUACCUUUAUUUAUUUUUCUCAAGUACUUGAUUUAAUGAUUGUUCUUAAUUAAGAAAAAAGAUUUAGUUUAACUAGUGGUGAAUACUUGAACUUAAUUGAACCCAAACCUAAAGAUCUAAUCCAUUAUUUCUCAGUUCGAAGGACAAUGUUUGGUUCAGUUUCAUUGCUCAUUUUAGGAUGGUGAAAGGAGUUUAGCUGAAUAUCAUAAAUACUUUUAAUUUGACUCUUCAAUGCAGAUAGAGCCUGAUAAGUUCUAGAACUCAAAGACAAAUUGAAAUCUUAGUAUAUAACUAAAUGAUAAAACAAGGUUGAUUGGCUUAUAAUGGCACAUUUAUUUUUGGAAGACAAAGUAAUGCAAAUUGUAGGUAUUUAUUUUAAAGCAGUUAAUAUUACAUUGAUAAUUGAUUACUAAAUUUAUUGCUGCCCACAUUAGAGGCAUUUAAAUAUGUACUGGUUAUCUAGAGUGUGAGGGUGUACAAAAACAAGUGAUUUUAUCUUGUUCUUGCUCUUUGCAAGAAAAGUAGCUUUUUUAAAAAGGAAGACAUUUAUAUUGCAAAACUAUUUUGGAAAUUGAUUUAUUUAGAAAGUAAAUGUUGAAAUAAAUAUUUUUGACUCUUUGGAUAUUUCUAUAAUUGUAAACACAGAUUUUAAACCCACCAUUAAAAUGACAAAAAUAUAAAGCUAUGUUAGUGAGUCUCCAUAUAGCAGUUUCAAUAGUUGUUUCAUGCUUUCAACUUCAUUUUUACUGUCACUGACAUUACCUUUCACUGAUUGGCAUAACUACUCAUUAAGUAAUUGUAUUUAAAAUAUCAAAGUUUUGAACUAAGGCUUGUUGUUCUCCUAGCAAUCCUUAUGCUGGCUGCAUGACAGUUAAUUCAGUCUCCAUAUUCAGUAUUCAGAAGUAGUGCUAUACAUUUUUACAUACAGAAGAUAUGAAAUGGAAAUGUCAUGACAAACUGUCAAGCUUCUUUAUGUCAGAUCUUUACAGGGGCUAUACUUUGCUGUUCUGCAAUUGUAUCCAUCUACCUAAAAUAUAAAUAAAGACAGAAUAUAUCAUUUAUUAAACAAUGAAUUUUCAUUUGUUAAGUGACAAACUUUUGCUAGACAUUUUGGAUAUUUAGUAUUUUGGCUACACAGAUUAAUUUAAAUGAUUCUAUCAGGCAUUCUGAUAUUUAAUAACUAUUAAAAUAUUUAUAGAAAAUAAAUGCAAAUUGGUAUAAAUUUUUAAGCAAUUCUAUUUUUCUAGAAAAUUCGUGACAACCUGUGUAGUAUUCUAGAAAAUAAAAGUUCUUGCAAAACUUAAACAGGAAUGAAAAUCAACUAUUAACUUGCAAAAUCACAGAUUCUACAUUAAAGGUUUUAUUUGUAAGAAUUUAAAAAUUGUGAACUUGAGCUUAUAGAGUUUGCGUUCUUAUGUCUAAAUUCUUUUAAAGGAUUUUUUGCUUUUAUUUAAAACUCAAAACGAAGUUAUAUAUGAGUGUAAAGAAAUUAACUCAAGCUUAAAUUACCCUAUAGUACGUUGACUUUUUAAAAAUUGUGUUAUUUUAUAGAUUAAUUCUCUGUUAAGUGAAAUGAUAGUUAUAUUGUUACCAUCUCUUAAGAGUGACUCUGAUAUAUUGUGGAUGACCCAGUACUGUCUUAAAGGUCUGGUUUUGAAAACUGACUAGUUUAUAGGUAUUUGAAUCAAAUUCUUAAUUUUAAUAAUUUCUUUGACUUGAACCAGGUUUUUACUAAAGUGACAGUUUUUAAAUUUUACAACUUCUCUGAGAUGGAUUGGGCGUUUGGAGAAUGUUCUUUAUGGUAUGAAAGGUAUGCUUUAUAUGUUUCUCAUCAUGCACUUAGAAACGUUAUUCUCAUGGAGAUACAUAGGGGAAAGAACUGUUGUGCAUGUUUUUUUUGUUUCAUCUUUAAAGGAAAUAAACAAAAGACCCUAUUAAAAUGAAUAUUUGAAUAAAUUUCUGUUUCUAUGUUGCUCUUAACUCCAAAUAUGUAGAUAUCCAUCUGGAUUGGCAUUUAGUGGUUUAGUCUGUUGCAUGAAAUGGAAAAGCACACCUAUUUGUUGACAUCAUCAAUUAUACUUCAUAGAAACUUAUGUUUUGGUAUAUGUUUUGGAUUCCAUAAGAAGCCAAUGUGUCAUUUUAUCUGAGGAGUUACUCAGUGUCUCAGCACGUCAGAGCCGGCACAACAGUGAGACCCUUUCUGUGUGCAGAGACUGGAGGCACACGCACCUCCCAGCCUUAACCACAGCUCACUUGCACUAAAGCUGAAAAAUGAAUUCUGUUUGUAUUUUGGUGCUGAGGAUUGAAUGCAGGGCCUUGUGCAUGCCACACGUGCACUCUACAACUGAGCUGCAGCCCCAGCCCUGAAAAUGAAUUCUGAUGCAAAAAUAUGGUAGGAAUGAGAAAAACUCACAGGACCUAGAGUUGGAGGAGACACUGAGACUGUUUUUCCCUUAAAAGAUGAAGGUUCUUCCUCAUCCAGAAAUUUUUCUCCGAGUCCUUUCAGCCCGUCCAUUACUUCUUCCUAAUACCCCAAAGACUUCCUCAGCACCUCUCUUCCUUAUGCUGACACCUUUCUGUAUCAACUUCUGAGACAUCCCAGUUCACCUGUAAGCUGCUCAGUCUGCUGACAAAUUUAAAGGUUUACAAAUAGUUUCUGUCAUUUUAAAAAGCUUUGUAGUAAGUUUAAGUAGAGAUCAGACAAACCAUAAUUUAUUAACAGGCUUCAGGAAGCCAUUGAACAUUUAAUACCUGUUUAUAACACAAAGCAAAGCUAAUUAUGGUUUUAUUAAGAAACAUCUGUAAUCUCUUUCUUAAACUGGUUUAGCAAUAAGAGUUUUAUAAAGUGUUUCAGCUGGGGUUUUAUUGUUGGCAUGUAAUUAUGCAAAUGUUCUUAGACCCCAUGACAGAAGGGGGGAGUGUGGGGAACUAACCUAACUCUAUUAUGAGGUGGGGGAUAUGACUUGUAACAGAGUCCUGCUCUACCAUAGAGCAAUCUUUGUUAUGGUAAUAUUCAUAAAAACAAACUUACUUGCAAACAGAUAACUUGGUGUUUCCCGGAAUACAACAUCCACUGACUUGACAAGGACUUGAACUCUGUUUCUUUCUUACCUAGAUUUCAAACAACCUCUACUAUCUUUGAUAUAAGAACCUUCAUUGGAAGAUAUUUUGGAGUGCAGUGAAGGAUUGUAGGCAUCUCCUAAAGAUCUCUUUUUUUCUUUUUGCACUGAUAAUGUUUACACUUACUGAGCAGCAGUUUUGAUACCAGGCCCUACACACAGACCAAAACAAUGAGAAAUGUUUCCAAAUCUCAAAUAUUUAUAAGUACAAUACCUCUGGCUGAAAACUUGUUAAACAUCAUCUGUAUAUUUUGUUCUUUAUAUUUUUAUGUAAUGCUUUCUGUAAUUAAAUGCACAUCAGUUAUUUGCUACUUGUUAACAAAACAAGAAUACUGCUGUAAAUGUGCUGUAUCUUUUUGUUUCUUGCUUGGUUUGUUUCUGGUCUGAUUAUGUCUACUUUUUACUUAAGGAAUGUUCAUGUGGAUAAUACUCUAACUUAUAACUAUGAUAGGUUAUGAGUUUUCUUUUGAUAAUCAUUAGAAUUUGUAAUAGUGACAUUUAAGCAGACUUUAUUUGAAAAAGCUACUUGAAAACUGCAGUACAUGCAAUAGCUAUGGGAUAUAUAUAUCUAUAUAUCUAUAUGUCUAUAUAUAUACAAUUUUUCCUGAAAAUAUAUAAUAUACAAUAUGUAAUUGUCAAAGAUUUUUGGAGGUUUCUCAAAAUACAUUUAACAUUUUGAGAGUCACAUACUUUUAAAUUUAUUUCCAUAAAGUUGAACUUUUAUUUAUAGAAUAUAAGACUAGAUAAUUUGUAAAUCAGUGUUACUAAGACUAAUUAAAAUAUGAUAUAGUAUUCUUUAUUUUGGUUUCUGGUUGUGCUUUAUCUGAAGGGAUACUGUGUCUUUCAAUAUUUUCAUUAAAAUUUUGAAAUGUUGUAUACUUUGUAUGUGUACCAUUUAAAAUUAUAUGCAAGUUCUAAGCAAUAAUCCGCAUGUUAUAUAAGGUCAGCCUACUUUGUCAUGACUAUUUAAUACUAAUUUUAAGAAUGAUACAAAUCACAUUCUAUAAACUACUUCCCCAUGAACACCUUUGGAUUUUCUUGUGCUGGAACACUACUAAAAUGUAGUGCAAAGCUUUGUAUUUUGUGAACAAAAAUAAAAUUAAUUAUUUAGU
This is a messenger RNA of Sciurus carolinensis (gray squirrel), 6723 nucleotides long. RefSeq names its product TLC domain containing 4 (gene Tlcd4). The record is from RefSeq and is a predicted model, not a curated record. Gene Ontology annotation, cellular component: membrane; endoplasmic reticulum. The transcript has 8 exons. NCBI's taxonomy places the organism in Eukaryota, Metazoa, Chordata, Mammalia, Rodentia, Sciuridae. Bases 392 to 1183 code for a protein of 263 amino acids. Gene Ontology annotation, biological process: lipid homeostasis.